Molecule: messenger RNA, 6000 nt
Organism: Pimephales promelas (fathead minnow)
Lineage: Eukaryota; Metazoa; Chordata; Actinopteri; Cypriniformes; Leuciscidae
Source: RefSeq, a predicted model, not a curated record
AAAAAUAUUAAUGUAAUCUUAAAAUAAAAUGUUAAGUGUUAUUCCUUUGUUUGGCAGUAAAGCUAAUUCACGAAGUUUGUCCAAGUUUAAGUUAAAUGGUGGCAGAAACCCCCCUGGAUCACUAUUAGCACCCUUUGAUAUGCGGAGCGAGUUUUCACGGUGUUGAUGCUAUGCACACUUGUCGGAAUAAAAGUGCACCCGUAUGGAAACACUCCCAAGCCUGUUUAUUCCAAGUUGAAGGGCUGCUACAGUGAAAACUCGUCGCUGGAUGUGGAGUGAAAUUCAACUUGACGUUAGAAGGACUGCCACCCGCCAUUCUGUGGACAAGGCUGCCACCUGCUGUUCAAACGCUGUCACGUCAACCGGUACCCAGGCAAGAUCGGUCUAUUUCGUUUGCUGAUUGCUGCAUAAAAUCACAGGGACUCUUUGACUGCGAACAGUGAUGUUUAUUUAAUGGACUGAAGUCACCUUUUAUAGACCAUAUACUGUAAAUGUUUGAUGUUUUGAUGUAACCAUACACGUGAAAGGUGAAUAUAAAGAUACAGAAGGGUAAUUUAAUUAAAAGAGAAAAAGGAGAGUUAUUGAACUAACUGAACCUGUUAAAAGUUUAAUUCAUUCCUGGGUAAAUCCUUUGAUAGCAUUCAUUGCUAAGCUGUUUGUGUUAGCCUACAUUUUUAUUAAUGAUAAUCGCCCAGUGCAUGUUUGAUAUUUAACAUUGGUUGAGUUAUUGAGCUAUAUUUCAGUAAUUAAACUAUAAACCAGUAGUUCAAUUUAACCAAACAGCAUCACAACUUCAACAAGAUGUCACUUAAUGAAGAAGAAGCAGCUAGCACACAUGACCUACCCAUGAAAACCAAUAACCCACAGGCCGUCAGGUCUAGUUCACGCGAAAGAACAUUUACAGAAAAAGGAUUAGAGUUUCGCAAACAGGAAGCUAUUAAACACAAGAAGGAAUUCAUGAGAGCUUAUGGCUCCUGGAAAGAGGUGGCAGGAAAGGUUAGGACCACAUUAAAAUCAUUCUGUUCUAAAGAUGAACUAAAUAAAAUGAGAGAAGAAAUCCAAAUUCGACACAGUGCAGUAAGUGAAUGUUAUGAGCCCAUUCAACGCAACCACAAUGCCACCCCGGACAUUGUACCGAAAAUGGAUGCUUGUAUAGCACUCACGGUAGAGAUCAGUGAAAUAAUAGAAAUACGGCUAAAAACUGUAGAUGAGGUCUUCAAUCCAGAACUUGAGAAACUACGAGUGAGGAUGGCGCUUAAGAAGGAUGAGUAUGGAUCCGUUUUCGGACACACAAAAACAGACACUGUGCUCUCUCCAGAAAAUUCAAUCCACUCACAGGGCUCAAGCAAACAUGUAGAUGCGGAAGCAGAACUCGCAGCGCAACAAGAGAAGGUUAAAGCUGUAUACCAAAUACAAGCUCAAGAAGAAGUUCUUAGCAAGUUAGAAGAAGAGAAGCAGCUGGUUCUUAAAAGGUUGGAAGAAGAAAGGCAAGUAGCUCUUAAAAGAAUAGAGACAAACAUGCGUCAGGAGAAAAGGAGAUUACUGCAAAUUCAAGCAGAGUCAGAAGUAAGAAUAGCAGAGGCUAGAGUAAACGCAUACGAGAGCCUUGAACAUGAUUCCAGAGAAUGGCCAAAGGAGACGGAUCUCACAGUUGGAUUCAAAAGCCAGCUUAAUCCAAAAGCCAUCGCAUACCAGCCUCCUCAAGCACAUGCUAAUGUGCUAGCAUCUCCUGAGAAAGAUGACCUCACUCGAGCACUCAUUAACUCACUCAGUAUGAACCGCCUGCCUGCUCCUGAGCCACCAAAGUUCUCUGGCGAAGCCCUAAAGUAUGUAGACUGGAAGAUGUCCUUCAUGGCCCUCAUAGACCACCAGCCUCUCCCAGCUCAUGAAAAAAUGUUCUAUUUAAAAAACUAUCUGAGUGGAGAAGCACGUAAGGCUGUAGAGGGAUUCUUCUUUAGAAACUCAGAAGAAGCAUAUCAGGGGGCCUUAAGAGUCCUGGAGGAAAGAUACGGAAACCACUUCAUUGUGCAGAAGGCCUUUAGAGACAAGCUCAUGAAAUGGCCCAAGGUUGGUCCCAGUGAUCCUGCUGCACUUCGAGAGUUUGCUGACUUUCUGCAAGGAUGCGUUGAAGCGAUGCCUCAUGUGAAAGGAUUAUCCAUCUUGGAUGACUGUGAAGAGAACCACAAAUUGCUGAAGAAAUUACCAGACUGGAUCACACGAAGAUGGAGCAGAGUCGUCACGGAAAGACUGGACGAAUCCGGUGAUUAUCCAAGCUUUUCCUGUUUUACAAGGUUCAUCCAGAAGGAGGCUCGGAUAGCCUGUAACCCUGUCGCCUCUCCACUUCUGAUCAAGGCCACAGAUGACAGACAGCCCAAGAGAGCUAGAGCACUUCACACAAACAUUAAAGGGAGUUAUCCCACGGAAAAGGUUGAGAGAGUGUUCAGCACCAAGUCAAGGCCACCUUGUCCUAUCUGCAAAGAUGAGAUGCACGGCGUCGUAAAGUGCCCUACCUUUGCAGCAAAAUCUCUGGAAGAUAAGAAGACCUUCAUACGGGAAAACAAUUUGUGCUACGGAUGUUUGAGAAAGGGACAUAACAGUAAGGAUUGCAAAACGCGACACUCUUGUGGCAUAUGCAGCAGACGUCACCCCACCUGUCUACAUGAAGAGAGAGAGAACCGGUCUGUGGAAGCAAAGGAGAAACAGUACACUUCCACAGAUAAAGGCACUAGUCAGGAGGAGAUCAAGGUGACGUCCCAUGCAGUGACGCAGCGCAUCUUUGCCACAUCAAGCAUCGUCCCUGUGUUCAUGUCAUCUGCAAAUGAACCAGAGAAAGAAGUUAUAACGUAUGCUCUUCUAGAUACGCAGAGUGAUUCUACAUUCGUCUUGGAAGACCUUCUAGAAGAACUGAACGUGGAGACUAAACCAGUACAACUCAAACUGAGCACCAUGACAGCUGUUGACACACCCAUCGCAAGUAAAAGUGUUUGCGGUCUACAAGUUCGAGGACUACAGUCUGGAAAACAGAUUCUGCUACGCCAAGCCUACACUCGUGGCUUCAUUCCGGUCGACAAGUCCUACAUCCCAACUUCAGAAACAGCGCUGCUGUGGCCUCAUCUAAAGCAUUUAGCAAACAAACUCCCGCUGUUGAAGGACUGUGAGGUAGGACUGUUAAUUGGAAGUGAUUGCCCUUUGGCGUUAGCCCCCCAGGAAGUCGUCAUAGGAGGCGAAAAUGAUCCUUUUGCUCAGAGAACGGAACUCGGUUGGAGCAUCAUAGGCUCAUCCAAUCCACAUCUGGAUCGCCAGGGAAACCAGAGGUUCGUCCAUCGAGUGACAGUGAAGGAAAUACCAGCGCCAUCAACCAUUGACCUGCUGAAGGUCUUGGAAUCAGACUUCAAUGAAGGGAAGCAUGCAGAUAAAGACAAGUAUGUGUCACAAGAUGACAUUCGCUUCAUUCAGCUCCUGAGUAACAACAUAACUCAAAGGAAAGAUGGACACUAUGAAAUGCCCCUCCCUUUCAAGAGCACAGAGCCUCCUCUGUUACCAGACAAUAAGAAGCUUGCAACAGUUCGACUGCAGCAUCUAAAGAAAAGAUUGAAAAAUAACGAGCGAUAUAAAGAACAGUACAAGGCCUUCAUGAAAGAUAUGAUAGAGAAAGGUGACGCAGAGCCAGCCUCUCCUGCAACAGGACAGCAGACUACGUGGUACAUACCACACCAUGGGGUGUUCCACCCCAAGAAGCCAGAGAAGCUACGGGUCGUAUUUGAUUGUUCAGCGAAGUUCCGUGGUGUCUCACUAAAUGAUACACUUCUAACAGGUCCUGACCUGAUCAACUCUCUCCUUGGAGUGCUCUGUCGUUUCAGGAAAGAGGCUGUAGCCAUAAUUUGUGACCUAGAGAAAAUGUUCCAUCAGUUUUACGUUUCACCUGAACUACGGAACUACUUACGGUUUCUCUGGUGGGAGGAUGGAGACCUUGAAGCAGAGCCUCAAGAGUAUCAAAUGGCUGUGCACCUAUUUGGCGCCGCUUCGUCACCCGGAUGCGCCAACUUUGGUCUGAAGUACCUGGCACGCCAACACAAGGAAGAGUAUCCAUUAGCAUCAGCCUUCAUUGAAAAGAACUUCUACGUCGAUGAUGGGCUUAUCAGCGUCCCCUCCGUAGAAGAAGCAAAGAAGUUGAUCGCUGAAGCACGAGAGCUGUGCAAGAGAGGAGGUUUGCGUCUACAUAAGUUCAAUUCAAACGAAAGGUCAGUUCUGGACUCUGUGGACCCAACUGAGAGAGCAGUCACAUCUGAACCCCUCGAUCUGGACCUAAAUGCAGCUCCAGCAGAACGUGCUCUUGGUAUCCAGUGGUCCCUUGAACAUGACACCUUCGGCUUCAAUGUAAAUCCACAGACCAGGCCCCCCACACGUCGUGGCAUAUUAUCUGUCAUUGCUUCUUUGUACGAUCCAGUCGGAUUCGUAGCUCCGUUUAUCUUAACUGGAAAGUGCAUCCUCCAGGAGCUGUGCCGUCGAGACAUUGGGUGGGAUGACCCACUUCCCGAAGACUUAAGCCCACAGUGGGAGAGAUGGAAGAGCGACCUACAAAGGCUUAAUGAAGUCUCAAUACCAAGAUGCUACCAACCGCAAGGUUUUUGCAGAAUUGUCUCGAGGGAACUACACCACUUCUCAGAUGCCAGCAAUAUAGGAUAUGGCUCGUGUUCCUAUCUGAGGAGCAAGAAUGAAGUUGGUGAAGUUCACUGCAGCCUUGUGAUGGCAAAGGCUAGAGUUGCACCUACAAAACUUACAAGCAUUCCGAGAUUGGAACUUUCAGCAGCAGUGGUCGCUGCAAGAUCAAGUGUCAUGCUGAGAAACGAGCUGGAUAUGCCAAUCAAUGCAGAAUUUUUCUGGACUGACUCGCAAGUUGUCCUGGCUUAUAUUAACAAUGAAGCCAGAAGGUUCCAUGUCUUCGUUGCCAAUCGUGUGCAAAUGAUCAGAGAACAUCUCCACACGCCAAAAGUGGCAUACGACUCGACGGAACCUUAAGGUAGAUGACUUGGUCAUUAUAAAGGAAGAUACCCCUAGAAAUCAGUGGCACCUGGGACGAGUGGUUGAAGCCACACAGGAGAGUGAUGGACUAGUGCGUCGUGUCAAGGUGUUAGUAGGAGAAAGGACGUCAGUGAAACAAGAUCGCCCUACUAAACCUUUGAUAAUAGAAAGGCCCAUUCAGAAACUAGUUCUCCUCCUCGAGAGUGAUUGAUCAGUCUUACUGUUUACACCUUUAUCCCCUCGUGACAUAGGUUACUCUCAGAGCCAAGUAGUACUUAUCUGCACAUAUCUAGAAACACUGAUACAGAUUUAAGACUCAAGUAUGAGCCGUUCAGCCAGGUUGAUCCUUUUCUUCACUCUUCAUAACAUGAGUGGUGGGAGUGUAGUUGGCCAGUAUCAGUGUUUUAUUAUGAUUAUCCUGUUUUUUAUAUUCUAUUUUAUGAGACUUUUAUUUUGACAUGCUAUCUGUAGGGGGGACUAUAUUUUCUCUGUGUUCGCACACUCACGCGCUCACUCAUGAACGGUGUAAACGCGGGAAGGUAUGAUAUGAGACAAUGCAUGUCUGAGGUCGAAAAAUAUUAAUGUAAUCUUAAAAUAAAAUGUUAAGUGUUAUUCCUUUGUUUGGCAGUAAAGCUAAUUCACGAAGUUUGUCCAAGUUUAAGUUAAAUGGUGGCAGAAACCCCCCUGGAUCACUAUUAGCACCCUUUGAUAUGCGGAGCGAGGUAUGUGGUUCAUUGUAAUGUGCAUUUGCAUACUAAUUCAUUUAAUAUGUUUAUGUAAAUGGAAAUGAGAUUCAUUUUGUGAUGAUUGUUGCCUGCUUUGCUGUUAUCUAUCUGAUGCUAGCUUUCUAGCAUAUGUGCAUUUGUCAAAGGAUUAUUUGUAUCAAGCUAAACUGCCUUUGUUAUUUUCCUUUUAAGUUUUCACGGUGUUGAUGCUAUGCACACUUGUCGGAAUAAAAGUGCACCCGUAUGGAAACAC